AUGAUUCGCAAAAUUACCAGCAAUCUCUCUUCAUCUCAAGGAGCCUUUGUACUGGGGCGAACACUGACGUUUGAUCGCUUCAUUCGACAUCAAGCCUUCGACGCUUCAUUUGACCAAGAUGAGUUAGCCGAAGCCAGAAAGUGGCAAUCAUCGUUCCGGGGAAGCAACUUGCCAAAGGGACAGACCAGCUACUCCCGUUCCAGUGGGCCUGGCGGACAGCAUGUCAAUAAGACUGAGAGCAAGGCUACAACCGUGUGGCCUGUGGAAGAGCUUGCUAAGGGUCUUCCAAAAGUGUUACAGUCCGGCUUGCGGUCAUCAAAAUAUUAUACCAGCGGGAAUGACUCAAUAACCAUCCAAGCUCAGACCCAGAGAAGCAGGUCGGCAAACACAAACGAAAACUUUCAGAAGCUGGCAGAGGAGCUACAGCAGAUCUACCGCAAGCUUGUGCCUGGCGCCACUAGCGACAAGAAGAUGAUGAAGUACGAAGCUUUGGAGAAGGCAUUCCAUGAAAGCAGAAUAAGGUCAAAGAAGCAGCAUAGUGCGAAGAAGGCAUCACGGAAAGGAUCCUCUGGAGACUAUUAA
Pseudomassariella vexata is the source of this 582-nucleotide messenger RNA. RefSeq lists its product as uncharacterized. The coding region runs from base 1 to 582 and encodes 193 amino acids. Gene Ontology annotation, biological process: mitochondrial translational termination. The record is from RefSeq and is a predicted model, not a curated record. NCBI's taxonomy places the organism in Eukaryota, Fungi, Ascomycota, Sordariomycetes, Amphisphaeriales, Pseudomassariaceae. Gene Ontology annotation, molecular function: translation release factor activity. Gene Ontology annotation, cellular component: mitochondrial large ribosomal subunit. The transcript is spliced from 3 exons.